AUGAAAAGGCGUUUAGCGAUGGUUAGAUAUAAUGAGCUGGUUGUAGAAAAGAAAAGUGGAAGAAGAAAGCAUUGUAAUGCAAUGGAGUCGAUGAUCGAACUCUGCGAUCUGAUCGCACAAAAUCCUUCGCAAUUUGCUGAUAAAUUGGCUUGGAUUUGUGGACGAUGUCCACCAAUUGACUCUGUACUCGCCACCGCUAGAUUUCUUUCUAAAUGCCCCAAUUUCGACGACAUGAGGCCCUAA
Ilex paraguariensis (yerba mate) is the source of this 243-nucleotide messenger RNA. The record is from the annotation of a GenBank genome assembly. Lineage: Eukaryota; Viridiplantae; Streptophyta; Magnoliopsida; Aquifoliales; Aquifoliaceae.